CAUUAUUAAAACUAUGUGAUCAUUUUAAGAUUAAAUACAUGUAAUUUCAAAAACAUUUACUCAACGUGCUUCAUUUGCAGGUUCAAGUUCCGUCUACAUGUAGGCCUACCCCUAUCACAUCAAAUCAACCAGUGAAGAUGGCAUCUAGUGUUACAGCGCAAUCAGUGUUGGAGAAGAUUAGUGUGGAUCAUCUGGAAUGCUCCAUCUGCACCAACCGUUUCAGGCAGCCCAAACUGCUGGACUGUUUGCAUAGUUUUUGCCUGCAAUGCCUCCAAGAGCUCAGACAGAGCCAAGAUCCUAGUGGUACAAAGCUGACAUGUCCUCUGUGCAGGUGUGAAACCAUGUUGAAAGGGUCUGGGGUUGCUGAUCUCCCUAAUAACUUUGCAUUCAGCGCCCUGGUGGAGGAAGUUACAAUGCAGGAAAAGCUACUGGAAGGUCAAGGGUCAGACAUCAAAUGUCAUAAUUGUGAUGAGGAGAAUCAGGCUAUUUCAAGAUGCAUGGACUGUGAUCAUUUCCUCUGUCAAGAAUGUCAAAAGGCUCAUGAACGUAUGACUUUCAUGAAAUCUCAUAAAAUCUACACACUGGCUCAACUUCGAUCAGGAGAGAUUGUCUACAAGAGUAAACUAAGAGAAGACAUUCCAAAAUGUGGUAAUCAUCCAGAUCAGAAUCUCAAUGUCUACUGCAACACAUGUCAGCAAGUCAUAUGUACAACUUGCUCGGUACUUGACCAUGCAAAACACUCCCUCAUUGGAUUACCUGUGGCUUUUGAGAAAUGUAAGAAAAAAGUUAAAGAACUUGUUGCAAGUGUUAGUAAGAGUAAAACAAAACUGAACAACAUCAUUGAGAAGACUUGCAAAUCUCGCAAGAAACUCAAUACCAUGUUUGCAAACACCAAAAAGAAAAUCACAGAGAAAGCUGACCAAGAGGUUGCCAAGAUCCGACAGGAGGAGCAGAAACUGUUAAAAGAGACUGACAGGAUUUAUCAAAAAAGAGUAACAACAUUUGAUGCAGCUCAAGCCAAUAACAGCAAAGAUGUGACCCAGACAGAGCACAAGCUGGAGGAGGUGAAACAACUCAUGAAUCAAGCAAGUUGCUAUGAGAUUCUUGAACUUCAGCAGAAGCUCUUGCAUAACCUCAGUGAACUGACAGGGAAACAGCCACAGCAAGUUCCUAACAAAUUGACUUUCAUGGACUUUGAAGAAGGUGAGAGGUCACUUGGGAGACUCAUUCCAGAAGAAGAGCCAAAGCUUGCAGUGGAUGACAGCAAUCUGAUAGCAGUGGGUUAUGCAGGCAAGGAGGAGAUAUCUCUACACAACCCAGAUGGAUCCCGCAUCAGGAGACUGCCUGCUCCAAUGAUGGGAUAUUAUCUAACAAUGCACAAUCACCGCCUUAUCUACAUAAACGGGCCUAAUAAAAGGUUGGUAUGUGUAGAGUACUUUGGUGCCAGUGUAUUCUCAGUAGACAUGACCAGCAACAUGCAGAGGGGUUGGGGCCCUACUGGUGUGUGCUGUGACAGUGAUGGCAGCAUCUAUGUUGCCGUGUAUGGAGAUCCAACAGGUGAUAUUCUGCAUUACAGUCCUGAUGGCAAGUACAUUGGAUGUGUGAUCAAGGAAUGUGGUUCUCUACUGGGCAUCACAUUCACAUCGGAUGGUGAGCUGGUAGUGGCUGCACAACGGUCUGUACAGGUCUAUCACCGAGUGUAAGGACAGAAUUAAUUAAACUGGGGCUAUCCAGCGUAUCCACCAAACACUUCCAUCAGACAUCGAACAUUGUUUUGAAAAAGAACAUUAAAGUUCAUUCCCUCAAUACAACAUUCGAUAAUACUGUAUAUUUGGUUUAUUUCUAAGGUCUUUGGUGUUUGUAUACAUGACUCUUAUACUUUAAGCCUACUUCCUAUAAAAUGCUAGAUCUGGUGGUCCAAUAAUGAGAGCAAAGGAAUGACCCUUCACAUUGUUUGCAAAUAACGCAUUGUACAUCUUGAAAGUAUUAUCAAUGAGGGGGAAGGUAUUACCACGAAAGGCAAUUUAGUUCAAUUUUCUCAGAUUUGUCUCAGCGAAUACAAAGUCAAUGCAUGAUGUGUAUUCCAAGUAUAAGAUACAACCCUACUCCUGUAUAAAAUGUAAAUAUUUCCUUAAAUUUUGUUAUUCGAUUUUUCAAUUAUUGGGAAAAUUGUUGAGUUUAAAUUAAUGCAACUUAUUUUUGAAUGAAAAAGAUUUUGCACCUCCAUGUACUCAAAAGCAACUGGAUGAAAUAUGUGUGAUUUUGAACUCAAGCGAUAGUUUAAAAGUAAAUCAUAUGCAAUCCCUUGGUUGUCUCUUUCACAGUGCUUUCCAAGUGCCUCAUCAAAUUAAUAUUAGUUUCAUUACAUUUACAACCAAGUUGAAAUGAAAACCUUGUGCAUUCUACUGCAAUGAUACAUGGCUGUUUGUAACUGUGGUUAGUAUGAUGGAUGUACAUUUGUAAAGUUAAAUCUUGGUUGUUGUUUUUUCUUAAAUGUGAUUUUUUUUAAAUUCUACAAUUCAAGAUGCAUUUGGAACAUUCUAUAACUUUGGGGUCCACUUUUUCCUGUCCCUGUGCGUCUGACAUCUACGAUUUUGUAAUAGAAGAUGCACUCCUUUGUGUGUGUACUCUUCCUCCAAGAAUGCUUCUGUGAAUCAAAUGACCUACCCAACAAAUAUUAAUUAGUUUGAAGUCAUUUUUAAUUGCAGUGAAUGGCAAAUGAUAAAUUUCGGAUGUGCAGAGACAGGAAAAAUGUCCGACUUUGGACCCUAAAUGUGAAGAAUGACCUACUUGUGAGAGGUUCCCUAUCACUACAAUAAUAGUUUAGUUUAUUCCAUAAAUGAAUGAGGCUUUUGCUUCUUCGACUAAACAUUGGUUUGCUACAUGCUGAUAGACCAAGUAGUCUAAAUGAAGCAAUGAGCAUUUGCUUUAAUUACAGAAUAUCUCUCCAAGGGAAUGCAGCUUACAUGACAACAAUGGCAUUUCGGCAAAGAUCCAAAGUCUGUUAUUUUACCAAUCAGCAUCUGGAACUUUCUAAAGAUACCAGCGGCAUAACUAGGGUUAGAAGGUUCUUGUAAGUAAAGUGAUAAUUUUAUUUUCAUGGGCUUUUGUUUUUUCAAAGAUUUUAGAAAAGUAGUUUCUAUUGAAAAGGUGGAUACAAUGAAAAUGGAAUGUCAUCGGCAUUUCCUUGUGUGGAAAAGGUCAAGACACACUCAGAUUUACAGUAUUUUAGGGGGAACACUGGAGCAUUGAAAACAUCUCAAUAGUAAACUGUUUAUAUUGUAUAUGAUUGGCCAAAUAGAUUAUAGCAGGCAGCUAUUGAAAACAUACAUUUGUACAUGUACAAACUCAACUACCCAGAAUGAAAUCAAGUUGUGCGGUUCUUCUAAUACUUUGUAGAUUAAAUGAGAUUAAAAACACUGUUAAUUUGUGAAAUAAAUGUGUACAAGUCAAAGGCAGAUUACAUAAACGAAGGUCAUUUUUUUCAUAUUUCAGGUUUCUUUAUACAUGUUUUGGAAAAUAUGCAAACAGAUUUACAAUUUUUUUCUGUUGAACACGUCAACAUCACAUCCUUAGCAUCACGUAACAUAUCGUUACAGCCCAUGUGACACAGCCUAAUUUGCUUACAUAAUACACAACGUAAAAGCAUAAUAAAUGUUGUGUCUAGGUUUUACUAGAUGUACAUGACAACGGGUUUAAGAACCAAUAUAGAAGGCGCCUGCUGAAUGGUCUCGAGGUCAAUUAGACGCAGUCUUGUUUUGUAUAAUAAUCGUCGAAUCUCUCGGAUAUCACAAACCCUUGCUGUACAAGGGGAUAUUACAUAGACUACCUUAGUACCCAUCCCCCUACAAUUAAGAACAAUUCACAAUGCAGUGUGAGUGUGCCAACAAGGGUUUGCCUCAAGAGGCCACUUUUCAACUUAACAGUCUAUUUAAAAGUAUACUAA
Messenger RNA from Patiria miniata (bat star), 3946 nucleotides. Its product is annotated as E3 ubiquitin-protein ligase TRIM71-like. The coding region runs from base 138 to 1703 and encodes 521 amino acids. The transcript has 2 exons. Lineage: Eukaryota; Metazoa; Echinodermata; Asteroidea; Valvatida; Asterinidae. The record is from RefSeq and is a predicted model, not a curated record. Gene Ontology annotation, biological process: positive regulation of DNA-templated transcription. Gene Ontology annotation, cellular component: chromatin; nucleoplasm. Gene Ontology annotation, molecular function: zinc ion binding; ubiquitin-protein transferase activity.